Messenger RNA from Cylindrotheca closterium, 933 nucleotides. Lineage: Eukaryota; Bacillariophyta; Bacillariophyceae; Bacillariales; Bacillariaceae. The record is from the annotation of a GenBank genome assembly.
AUGGGAAAGUCGAAGAACAACAAGAAAGUGGCAAUCGCUGCUAAAUCUGUUAAUUCUACUGCUCUUACUCAGGGUCGCAUCAGUUUUUCGCAAAAAAGCCAAGUCGAAACCGCCGAAAUUCGAUCGAAAAGGGAAUCCGACGAUUUGGACCCUCCAAUCGUCAACAACAACAGCGACACCGAGAUGGAGGAGGUCGAGAAUCCACUGAAGUACGAUCGCAUCGUCCAGAACAUCGAUUCGUCUCAGUGGAACCUGCAAACCCUUGCCUAUUUAUGCACAAUCCACCGUGCUCGUGGUCAACGCAACAAUAAAAAAGAAGUUGUCUUUGGAAACGAGCUGUUCUCGGAGGAAGCAGCCGAGAAGCUACUACAGAUUUGUGAUGGGGACUGGAACUUGGUCGAGCAACGCAUUCGAGCUGCGCUUGACCGAGACAUCAAGGACGAAUUUAUUGGAAACGAUCGGGAGCUCGUCGUCUAUGUCCGAGGACUGAUUCUUGGGCUGGCGGUACAAGAUCCUCUGGUGAUUUUUCCUUUGGACGACCCGAUGGAGGAGACUACAUUUUUCAAUCGGUAUUGGGAUUUUACUUUGGAGGUCAAGCCUCGUUUACUACUGGAACUACGUCCUCUGGCUAAAGUUUGGGCCAUUGCGGUUGAACUUCUAGGCCACCCGUGGACCGACCCCGACACGACGACGGUAGUAACGGAAUUGGCUGAGCGUCGCUCAGCAGCCAAGGGCCGAAAACGUGAGCGCGAUCUGGUCCCAUCAACGGAACAAAAAUCAGCUCCAAUUGACCCUCGCUCCCCUGCGCGAGGGUUCUUUCCGGAUGCUACUCCAAAACCAGUUCGCGACUCUGUUGCCCCCGAUAAGGAUGAUUCGGUGAUGAUGGACACAACAGGUCCAUCGGUAAUUAGCCCCACCAAUAAACCAGUCAAC